Molecule: messenger RNA, 1178 nt
Organism: Exaiptasia diaphana
Lineage: Eukaryota; Metazoa; Cnidaria; Anthozoa; Actiniaria; Aiptasiidae
Product: protein btn1-like
Exons: 2
Coding region: 212-838 (208 amino acids)
Biological process (GO): regulation of intracellular pH
Cellular component (GO): membrane; vacuole
Source: RefSeq, a predicted model, not a curated record
AACAUCCUCGGCUAUCUUGGUGGGAUUCCUUUACACAGGAUCCACUGUUUGGUUAUGCCUUUCUCCUAGAUUAACAACGAUCAUUUGUUUUCCGCUUGGAUUAUUGAUAAUUUUUUUCUAUGCAAUUCUGAACCACGGUCCAUUGAAAAAGUAUCAGAUAACUGGACCUGGAGAAUACAAACCGUUACCUAUUGAUGAAUCAAACAAUCAUAUGACAAUCUCUCUAAUGCUGUUGAAAAUUUUUCCAGCAAUGGGAAGCCUAUUCGUUAGUUACUUUGCAUAUUUUCUGGCAGCUAAUUCAGURCUUACYACUCUGGCUUUCCCGUCYGCACCAUUCCGCGCCCGUGAUCAYUACCAAUACUACAGAYUUGCAGGUGACAUAGGAACAUUUGUAGGUGGCAUGGAGAUAAUGAUGGUCUCGUACGUUUGUCCCUGCUGGAAAAACAACACUUCACCACGUUACUCUACAACAUCCAUUCUUCUUCUAACAAGUGUUGCACUUCUGAUAUUUGUGUUCUUUGCUGCGUGGUAUCGCUUAGUUCCAAGUGUUUACAUUAUUAUAGUGAUAAUUUUUAUUCAAGGUGUGUUAUAUGGCUCCAUCGCUGUCAGGCUUCUUGUUCAUGUUGGUGAAAUGUUCGAGAAGAAAAAUGAAAAGGGUACUGCAAUAAGCAUCUCUACACUCGGUGUAGGAUUGGGUCGUGCAAUAGCUGGAUUCCUAGGUGUUUUCAUCGAGGAAAGUAUAAGACAGCAUUGCACAAACGAGCUGUUGAUGGGAACCUUUUGUUUAGCAAGAUUUCCUUCGAUCGUCGGCUGGGACAGGAACAUGCAGUGUUCAUAGAAUCAACAAAUUAGAGUAAAUGUCCUUGUGUUAUUUUUAUUGUGUCGGACACAAUCAAUUGUUUAAGCUUUUCUGUUUUUAAAUCUGAAUACGUGUAAUAAUCUGAAGAAAUGAGCUCCUCGUUUGUCUGUUUAUUGAUUCUGACAACGAUGAUAGUUACAUACUACGAUAUAAAAAUAUGAAUUACUAACUAGAAUGUACWUGAAAUAACAAUAAUACACGAGUAGUACUUACAAGAGUGUUGGAAAGUCCAUACUAAAGAAUAAUAAACGACUAUGAGAACAGGAACUAGCGAAUUUGCUACGUAGAAACUAAAUAUAGGCMAACAUGGCCGAACGAG